AUGAACAGAGUCUGUGGCAAGUGUAAAAGUACCGAAUUCGUGCGUGAUCAUGCCAAUGCCAACAACGAUUUGGUCUGCGUGGGCUGUGGUGUUGUUUUUGAAGAUAAUCCCAUUGUUUCCGAAGUUACAUUUGGUGAAUCUGCUGCAGGUGCUGCUGUUGUCCAUGGUUCAUUCGUUCGUGCUGAUCAAGCUGCUAGUACUGGACGAGGCGCACUCGCAUCACGUGAGACCACACUUCUUCAUGCCCGUCGUCGUAUACGAGCUGUCGCACAUGCAUUAGCUAUCCCCGAGCAUGUUACUGAUGCUGCUUUCCAAUGGUAUAAACUUGCUCUAGCACACGGUUUUGUACGUGGUCGCCGUGCACAAAACGUCGUUGCUGCCUGUUUAUAUGUCGCUUGUCGUAAGGAAAGAACACCACAUAUGCUGGUGGACUUUUCUGCAAGACUACAAGUAAGCGUAUAUGCUGUAGGUGCUACUUUUCUACAGCUGGUUCGUAAAUUGCAUGUCCAAGACUUACCACUUGCAGACCCCUCUAUCUUUAUCCAACAUUUUACUGAGCGGCUAGCAUUGGGUAGCCGCCAAGUCCGUGUUGCACGUGAUGCUGUACGGCUGGCACAACGUAUGGCACGUGAUGGUAUGCAAGACGGUCGUCGACCAGCAGGUGUUGCAGGAGCAUGUGUGCUGCUUGCAUGUAGAAUGAAUAACUUACGUCGUACACAUGCUGAAAUUGCGGCUGUAUCACAUGUGGCAGAGGAGACACUUCAACAACGUUUGGGUGAAUUCCGUGCCACAGGUGCUGCAAAGAUGUCUGUGGCAGGGUUUCGUGCAUCAACAUCUGAUACAAGAGAGGAUUCCGACACAGACGAGCCAGGCUCUGCAUCACACAAUGCUAUUCAAUCAGAUCCUGCACCACCUGACGCCCUUCCUCCUUCCUUUAGUCGUAAUCGUGCCCGUGAACGUCACACGCGUGUUAAACUACAGCAACUGGAGCGUGAUGAAACCAGUGAUGAUGCACUUUUACGCCAUCCAAUUUUAGCUCAGAUUCUUGGAGAUCAAGCAGUCUCUGGGGAUGAAAUCCUCUCGUACGUUCGUACAUUAUCUGCACGUAGACGUGAAGAUAGGGCACGUGUCCGUGCUACUCAUGGUAUCGAUGAUGCUGAUGUCAUGAAAGACGAUGAGAUUGGCGAGAAGGAGGGAACUUCAGAAAGUGAUGAAUCACAAGGUCGUGCGCCACGUGAUGGGAACGAUCCUUACCGCCCAAGAAAUUUGCAUUUGCUCCCAACUACAGCAUCUUUAUUAGAAAAAAUUUCUGAUGAUCCAGAAGAUUUAGGUGAUGUAGAUGACGAAGAAUUGGAUUCACAGUUAUUAGAUGAAGAGUCUAGUGCUGCAAAAGAAAGAGUUUGGCUCCAUUUGAAUGCAGACUAUUUAUUAGAACAAGAAAAUAAAAGAUUGAAGCAAGAAGCUGAUGAAGCUGCUGGUAAUACAGCUCAUGUUAGAAAGAAGAGAACUAGACAAGUCGCGAAGAUAGAACCACAUGAUGGAUUACAGAUAGAGCCAGAUACGGCAGCUGAUAGUGUGAAGAGUAUGUUGCAAAAGGCUAGUUUUUCUAAAAAGAUAAAUUAUGAUGCUAUUGAUGGGUUGUUCAAAUGA
Messenger RNA from Henningerozyma blattae CBS 6284, 1650 nucleotides. RefSeq names its product transcription factor TFIIIB subunit BRF1 (gene BRF1). The transcript has a single exon. Lineage: Eukaryota; Fungi; Ascomycota; Saccharomycetes; Saccharomycetales; Saccharomycetaceae. Gene Ontology annotation, biological process: transcription preinitiation complex assembly; transcription by RNA polymerase III; DNA-templated transcription initiation. Gene Ontology annotation, molecular function: RNA polymerase III general transcription initiation factor activity; RNA polymerase III type 3 promoter sequence-specific DNA binding; TBP-class protein binding. Bases 1 to 1650 code for a protein of 549 amino acids. The record is from RefSeq and is a predicted model, not a curated record. Gene Ontology annotation, cellular component: transcription preinitiation complex; nucleus; transcription factor TFIIIB complex.